CUGCGAGAAUCCAAUUAACCUAUAAUGAACCGGUCCGUUUUUUAUUCCUGGCAUUGUCUAUACUGGUUUGCAUGAUCCUAUGUAUCAUAUCCUAUAAGGUGCGACAUAGGAAAGAUUUAACUACUAUUUCUUGCACGGCCAACCACAUAGAGGGUUCCGUGUUGACAAGUGUUUGUAUACCAAAUCAAUUUUCUAUAUAAGCUGACACCCUAAUCAAGAAGACAGCGGUAUCAAUAUGAAGAACACACUAUUUACCAUAGUCUUCACUGCACUGCUUACCUCGGCUGCUGGUUUUGUCUAUAACUGUAGCAAUGAGGACUGUUCUAGUUGUCCUUCUGUGGAAAAUUGUGAGAGAACAAUAAAAUGUGGUUGCUGUAAAAUUUGUGUGGAACUCAUUAAGGAAGGUGAAACCUGCAUCUCUCCAGCCAAAAUAGUUCUGCAAACUCAUAUGGAAUGUGAUUCAGGACUUUUGUGUAAUCCAUUUACCGAGAAAUGUACUGAAGAUCACAGUUUCCUCGAGCAACUGCAAGAGAAAAAGCCUUCACAUAAUGGUUCUGUCAUCUGCCACAACAACAUGUGUUACUGCAGCUUUGAGGGGGAAAUACUUACAGGAUAUUUACCUCUGCCUUACAGUCAUCUUACUGCCAAGUCUUGUAACUGUGCUUUACAAAAAGCUAAAUUCAUGAAAACAAAGUUAAUUGGGAAAAUGUAUAUGUGUACCAAAACUGGUAGCUUCGAGAACCUUCAGUGCACUGGAUCAGUUUGUCAUUGUGUUGAUGACUCUGGAAAACAAUUAAACAAUUCAGAACCAUUUCCUGUAACUGAGAUCGACGGGUCCCAGUGUUAAUUCAGAUUAUAUUUUCCAAAAGGAAGCAUUCAGAUGAUUCUAGUGAUUCAAACUUCAUUGUCUGUAAACUUUGUUCAAAAGUCUUUUUAUAUUAUUGUUACAGAGAUAGUAGUUAAUAGUGGAAAGAUUUUAUCGAUAGUCAAGCAAAAAUAACUUUACCACCAACACAAUAUGAUGUUAAUGUUUUUCUAAUCACAUUAUUUCCACGUUAUUUAUAAUAUUUCUUAUUGAUGAAGGCACUUCAAAUUUUGUUACGAAUCUGUUAUGCAUUUAAAUGUUUAAGCAUAUUUUUAUUAACACAUGUAUUUAUUAAUUGAUGUAUUUUAUCCAGAAAUAAAAUAUUUUGAAGCAA
This is a messenger RNA of Octopus sinensis (East Asian common octopus), 1199 nucleotides long. RefSeq lists its product as uncharacterized. The record is from RefSeq and is a predicted model, not a curated record. The transcript has 7 exons. NCBI's taxonomy places the organism in Eukaryota, Metazoa, Mollusca, Cephalopoda, Octopoda, Octopodidae. The coding region runs from base 236 to 847 and encodes 203 amino acids.